This is a messenger RNA of Anopheles cruzii, 1408 nucleotides long. RefSeq names its product protein rhomboid (gene rho-4). Gene Ontology annotation, cellular component: membrane. Gene Ontology annotation, molecular function: serine-type endopeptidase activity; calcium ion binding. Lineage: Eukaryota; Metazoa; Arthropoda; Insecta; Diptera; Culicidae. The transcript is spliced from 6 exons. The record is from RefSeq and is a predicted model, not a curated record. Bases 27 to 1109 code for a protein of 360 amino acids.
GUUAGAUUCAACUGCGUUAGUUCACGAUGGACCACCACGAGCGACAAGUGCAACAAAUUCCCUUACAACGUCUCAACACGGUUGAAGAGAACCAAAGGCGGCAGGAACUGCGGAUCAUUUUCGAAAAGUACGACACCGAUGGGAACGGUUACUUGUCCAGAAACGAACUGAGAAAUUUGAUACGUGAUAAAAAAUGUCCCGAUAUACCGAAGGAGGUGAUGCGCGAGGUAUUGAUGCGCUCCGACCAAAACAACGAUGGCCACCUCGAUUUCGAAGAGUUUUACAAAUUGAGCACCGAACAUCCGUACUUGUUCCGGGAUCUCUGCAUCAAGUACUGCCGAGUCGUGGUACCAAGGCGCACCCCGGCCGUAGCCGACGAGACAGAUGGCGAGUACGAGCGGAGCAUGAAAGUGUGGCCACCACCGUUGAUGAUGAUUAUUUUUUCAAUCAUGGAAAUCAUAUUCUUCGUGGUGGACAUUAUCAAAACUCAGAACCAGAACGGCACGAGCACUAAUGGACCAAUGGCGACAUUGUUUAUCUACAAUCCCAACUUACGCCACGAGGUGUGGCGCUUUCUGACGUACAUGUUCGUGCAUAUUGGUUUUAUGCAUCUGAUGAUGAACCUGCUGGUGCAAAUAUUUCUGGGCGUCGCACUGGAGUUGGUGCACUGCUGGUGGCGGGUAGCAUUGGUUUACCUGGCCGGUGUCGUAGCGGGAUCGAUGGGCACAUCUAUUUUCACGCCUCGCGUUUUUCUUGCCGGAGCAUCCGGUGGCGUGUACGCACUCAUCACGGCUCAUAUCGCUACCAUCAUCAUGAACUGGAGCCAGAUGGAAUUCGCUAUUGUGCAGCUGUUCGUGUUUUUGGUGUUCUGCAUAACGGAUUUGGGAAGUUCCAUUUACAACAGUAUCAAUGAUCCUUUCGAUAAAGUGGGUUACGUUGCGCACGCCAGUGGUGCACUUGCCGGGUUCCUGGUUGGAAUCGGUGUGCUUCGCAACCUGAAAGUGGUACCAUGGGAGCGCAAGCUCUGGUGGUGCGCUGUUACGAUCUACUUCCUGCUCAUGGCUGCCGGCAUUAUGUACCACUUCCUGAAUCCCGCGCACUUCUACUGAAUUCAUUUCGGGGGACUUGUACAAAACGCGGACGCCGCUUCUACUUAUAAAGCAAUAAGGCAAAGCUAGACUAUUAGGCAACACUUCCAACGAAACAAAUGGCCUUACAUAUUGGCCUUGGCCAGAGCUAGAGUAACUGAAGAACUGUUAAGUCACAUUACGCCUUUUAGCCUAAGCCUACGAAAAAUCGUAAGUAUUUUCAAAGACAAGACAAACGUUUUUUGUGUAUUUUAUCUUUAUGAUCUUAUUGUAUACAGCUGCGAAACAGCAAUAAAAGAUUUCUUUUACGGCAUUUUGCC